UCGGGUAACAGGAUUUACAUUUUUCAGGCCGGGCAGGUCCCUUCAGAACAACAGAUGUAGGCUGAAUAUUACGGUUAAGAUAGAAAAAGAGCCAGGGGAAUAAUCUCCAUCCAUCCUACUAGGUAACCCUGUCAGUCGGGAAAAACAACGUAUAUUUGAAAUAAGACAUCGUUUGCGCGUCAAACCGGAACAAAAGGCAUACAGGAAGAGGUGCAACGAAAAAUUUCCAUACUCGAUGACAUUACAUCGCAAUGUCCGAUCGUUUGGGGCAAAUAACCAAGUCCAAGGAUGGGAAAAGCAAGUACUCUACUCUCAGCCUGUUUGAUAAGUACAAGGGAAAGUCAAUAGAAGUUCAGAAAUCUACAGUUGUUCCUCGACAUGGCCUGCAGAGUCUUGGUAAAGUGGUCCCAGCCCGGCGUAUGCCCCCCCCAGCUCACCUGCCGAGCUUGAAGUCCGAGAACAAAGGAAACGAUCCCAACGUGAUUAUCGUGCCCAAAGACGGAACGGGAUGGGCAAACAAGCAGGAGCAGCCAGAUCAAAAGAGUUCUACUGCGUCAACAGCACAGCUGCUGGCGUCGCAGCCGCCGCUGGUUUUGCAGAAAUCUGUCUCCAGUCUUCAGAAGCCAACGCUGGUGGUCAGUCAGGAGAAUACAAAUACAGGUGGACCAAAACAAUGGGCACAGCUCAAUGGAAAGGCAGUAGAACAAGAUGGUUCAAGGGUCUUAAACCGACUGCAGCCCUUCUCUCACGAGGAAUUUCCAACGUUGAAGGCAGCUGGGGAACAGGACAAGGCCGGCAAGGAAAAAAGCGUCUUCGAUCUGUCGUAUGGGCCAGGACCAAGCCUCCGCCCACAGAAUGUGACAAGUUGGAGGGAGGGUGGUGGGAGGAAUCUGCAUCCCACGACCUCACCAGCUGCCAUCGCCGCUGAACCUGAGGCCAAGAGCAGCGUGGCAGCCGAUCCCGCCACAGUUCCUCCCCCUGCUGCACCCGCCUCCUCGAAUGUCGCCACCGCCUCUUCCACCCCUGCUCCCCCCGCAGUCCCGACUCCAGCGUCCGAUCAAAAGGACCUCUCCCUCCGCCCGGCACAGCCCCUUCGCAGGGCCGUGCCCCCCGGCUCCCAGUACCAGCACCACUCCAGCACCACCUACCACGACAUGCUUCCUGCCUUUAUGUGUCCCAAAGAGCCCCGUGACCCAUCUGUCUCCACGGAGCAUGGCCCCACCCCCACGGUCGCCCCGGCCCGUUUCGAAGCCCGGCCUACCUUUCGCCAGCCUUUCCCUGCUGCUGAUCCCGUUGGCGGAGAGGUAAGGAGGGAGAACCGUUUUAUCCGUGCCCCCGCUCGACCCUCAUCUCGCCCUAUCCACCGCCCUGGUGAUCGAGCCCCCCGCCCUGCCAUCAUCAACCCGGAGGACCUGAAAGACCUGGAUGAGCUGGAUAAUGAGUGCGAAGACGGCUGGGCAGGUCUACAUGAGGAAGUGGAUUACAGUGAGAAACUGAAAUUCAGCGAUGACGAGGAGGACCAUUCUUGUAGUGAGAAGACUAAAAAGUGGGGAGAGUGGGAGCUUUGCAGAGACCGCCAGUCCUCUCACAGUUCGGCCGAGGGGACCUACACCCAGGAUGGGCUAGAGGAAGAGGGAUAUCACCGUUAUUUGGAGUCCCACCUCUCCACGAAGCCUGCAGGCCGGUUUCCCCCUGCGGAUGUGCAGAACCAGCAGAAGGUUGCCGUCCCAAGCACUGUCCACCGGGGGGAGUCGCUCGAGGAGAAGGAUGAGGCGCCACGGACAGCUCCCUGGGGCAAGUUUGCCUCCACGGAGCUGUCGGAGGCAGUGGAGCGUGCCCGCAGACGUCGUGAGGAAGAGGAGCGGCGUGCCCGCGAGGAGCGCCUGGCCGCCUGCGCCGAGAAACUCAAGCGGCUGGACGAGAAGUUCGGCAAAACCGAGCGACUGUCCAGGCCAGAUGGAACCGCCAGGGAAGUGGAUGGCAGGGAGCCGCCGCUGUCUCCUGCCAAAGACUCACCCCGGACGCGCCAGGAGAACUGGCAAUAUGGAGCUAAAGAACUGUCGGAGGUACCACCAGAGCUGUGCCCUACCCAGGAGUAUCGGGAGGAUGAAGGGCCUGGCUCUGGCUACCGCAGCGAAGAUGACAGGACUGACCCCACCUCUCCCCUCCCUGACUAUGGCAAAUUCCAGAAGUCUCUCCCCCCUCGCUUUCAGAAGCAGCAGGAGCAGGUGUAUAAAAUGCAGCACUGGCAGCAGCCGUCAGCCCCCUUGGCCCAGUCAGGCAGCACCCACCACCAGCGUGGUUUCUACCCUCCGCACGUGCUGGGCUUUGACCCGCGCUGGAUGAUGAUGCCCCCUUAUGUGGAUCCCCGCAUGGCACAGGCAGGCUCCCCAGUGGACUUCUACCCCACCGCGGUUCACACUUCAGGAAUGAUGAAGCCCAUCAUGCAGCAGGACCAUCUAAACAGUCCAGGAUCUACCUCAGAUGAGGGUUGCCGUCCCAGCAUGCUCCAGGAGAGGCGAGCUCAAACUGCCGAGCCCUACCCCAUCUGGCGCCAGGACAGUUACCCUCCCGCCCCUCCUCGUAGCUUCACUCCCCCCUACCAGAGGCAGCACGAGGGCAAAGACAUGAGCUGUCCUGAGAGCAGGAGUGAGAGAGAGGGCUCCCAGGAGGACGUGAACAAUGAUAGAGGAAAGGAGUACGGUGAUGUUCUGGAGGAGCCUCCCCAUGUUGGCCAUCGUCAGAGUCGGUGGGGGGACGUGCCUCUUGGAUCCUCCCCAAGGAAGGUGUCUCAUGAGGAAGCCAUGCCUCCAACUGCCCAGAAGUGGCCCCGGUCCGGGGAGUCCGACUGCCCAAAACCAGACGCCAAAGAGGUCGGUUACAACAGGCACCACAAGGAUAGCAUGGGGUCCCGGGAUGAAGACUUCAGUUGCCCUGGGAAGGACAAGACUUUCGAGGCUGACCUCUGGAGGAGCGAAAGUCCAAAGAAGGAAGGAAGCAUCCAGUCACAAUGGUCCGAGCCGGGCUCCAGCAAAGGCAGCCAGGCGUCUGAGGCCAGUGGGAGGAUCCUGACCCGGAGGACUGGGCCUAUCAAGAAACCAGUGCUGAAGGCCCUCAAAGUAGAUGAUAAGGAGAAUGAAAAACCUAAACCAGAGCCAGAGGAGAAGCCUGUUCCUUACCGACUGGAGAAGGAGGUCCUUACCAAUGUGUAUGACCUGAAGAAGGACUCCUGCCAACCUUUUGGAAACAGAUACCCUCCUGCCCCUCCCAUACCCACACCGGAAGAGAAAUCUCCCACUACUUCCAAACCCGAGAAGGCAAACAGCUCCACUGAGGAAGAAAGUAGCUGGGACAAUGGGAAGAACCAGGCCAGGGAUAGCCAGGACUCCAGGGAUCCCACAGCUCCACGGCGCAACAACUGGAUCUUCAUCGAUGAGGAGCAGGCAUUUGCUGGGGUGAGGGGAGUGAGUCGGGGGCGUGGCCGAGGCUUCAGGGAGUUCAGUUCCCGGGGUGGGGCCCGUGGGGGACGGGGAGGGAACAUCUCCAGAGGAGGCUACGGCGUCAACAGCAAUGGCCAGAGGAUCGGCCGGGGUGCUGGCGGCCCACGGGAAUUCGUCAAGGCUGACGACAUACAAAGGGGGAAGCCACGGCGACGGAACGUGAGUGAGACCCUGAGCGAGGCUUCUGAGUACGAGGAGCUUCCCAAGCGCCCGCGCCAGAAGGGGACUGAGAACGGGGAAGUAGGAUACUCUGAGCCCAGCGGUGUCAGGAAGGUCGUCGACAAGGAUUCAUGGAGGUCCAACAAGGUGUACACCGAUGACCAGGCUGGCAGUGGCGAGUCCCGUGACAAGGCCAAAAGCACCCGCAGCUUUGGACGUGCCCUCCCACCACGGCUCACGAACGCUGGGUAUGGCCGGGGCUUCAGCUCUCGAGAGGUUACCACCUGGAGGGGAAGAGGAGGCCAGUUUGUCGUUAGCCCCUUGCAAGAAAACGGUUAUGGUUUUGGCACCGAGACCUAUCCCAGAAGAUCACUGGAUAGAGAGCCUUCCAAAUACACUCAGAAGCAUGGCAGUCCCUUUACAGAGAACAGAACUGAGGACCGGGGAGGUGAAGGAGACUAUUAUGUGGAGGCCGAUAAUCCAGAUAACAGACCUCUGAGGCGACGUCGGCCUCCCCGGCAAGACAAGCCGCCACGCUUCCGCCGCUUAAGGCAGGAGAAGGAGCUUGGGUGCCAGUGGAACAGUGAGGAACAUGUCAACGGGGAGUUUGGUAGCACCUGGCCUAGCCGCCCAAAAACUGGAGAGGACCCAGGAUCUGGCCACCAUCUUGGGGGUAGGGGUCGAGACCAUGGAGGCCUCCAGGACCAGACUGAGGACUGGGAGUCUAGCUCUGAAAACAGCGACUUCAUCGACCGCCGGGAGAAGGGUGGGGUGCCUUUGCAGGGCGACAUGGCCUCGGACUCCCUAUCCAGUGAGCUGGGCUCUGGAGAAAAGAGGGAGCUUUCCAAGAGGAGCUUCUCAAGCCAGCGCCCCCUGGUGGACCGACAGAACCGCAAAGGGGAUCCAGUUGUCAUGGAGAGUGGAAAAAUGUCCCGGUCAUCUGAUGUCGUGGCUGUGUCAACCUCAUCCACCAGGAGUGAAGCUUGGCAAAAUGGAAUGUCUCCUAACAGCAAGAGAACCUCUGAGGAGACCUCAGGGUCCAUCUACAGUGUGGAGCAGCCCAAUGACGUGCCCCAAGGGAUCCUUUGUGAUUCUUCUGGGAAGAAGAUGGAGAAGGACCUUAAGCCUGGGGUGCUGAAAGGAGAUAAAGUAGAGCCAGUGUCUCCAUACGAGCUGAACAGCUACCCACAAGGUGACGUCACAGGGGCAGUGCCCGGUCCAGAGGGUUUCUCGGAGGCAAUGUCAAAGAAGCAACGUCGUCCAAUGGAAGAUGAGCGGAGAAAAAAAGAACAGGGGUCACCGGUGCCGGUGAAAAGCAGAACAAUCACAUCAAAGAUGCCCCCACGAUUUGCGAAGAAACAGGGGAGUCUGUCUAUGGAGCAGUCAGAGGAGGUGCUUUCAGCCAGCAACCUGGGCACCGACAUCUGGGAGACAAACUCAGCUCUAACUGUUCAGCCAUCGGGUGGCGAUGCUUGGACCAAGCCGGUCUCCUACCCUAGCGGCGAGACCAACUCUGAGGAUUCGGACGCCGGACCAGAACAGAGCAAGGAGCACAAGCCAGGUCCAAUAGGCAACGAGCGCUCGCUCAAGCACCGCAAAGGCUCUGAGGGCCUGGAGGGGCCCGUGGCCCCUGUGAAUGGUGUGGACCUCCAUGUGGAUGGCGUAAUCCCCGUGCCACCCAUAGAGUUUGGUGUUAGCGCCAAGGACGCCGAUUUCAGCCUGCCUCCUGGUGCUGCCACGGUACCUGCAUCCAGCCCAGCUUCUAAGCUUCAGGACGCCCUGGCCAGCAAUGCUGCCCUCACUCAGGCUGUACCCAUGCUCCGCAGGGAGCAUCUUCAGCAAGGCAUUGGUCUCAACCCCAUCUCCUUCCCCAGCGCGGACCUCACACUCAAGAUGGAGUCUGCACGCAAGGCCUGGGAGAACUCCCAGUCCCUGCCUGAGCAAGGCUCCCCGGUGGGGGCAGGCUCCGGGGGCCAGCCGGCCUGCAGUGCCGGCUCCUCCAGCGGAGUCAGCUACAGCUCCUUUGGGGGUGUCUCCAUGCCCCCCAUGCCCGUGGCAUCAGUGGCGCCAUCCGUUUCCAUGCAAGGAAGCCAUAUUACCCCCUUGUAUCUGGAUGGACACGUGUUUCCCAGCCAGCCUCGCCUGGUGCCGCCCAUGACGCAGCAGCAGAGCUACCAGCAGGCCGCCGCUGCCCAGCAGAUCCCCAUCUCCCUCCACACGUCCCUCCAGGCCCAGGCCCAGAUGGGGCUCCGUGGGGGCCUGCCUGUCUCCCAGUCCCAGGAGAUGUUCAGUUCCAUCCAGCCGUUCAGGUCACAGGUCUACAUGCACCCCAACCUGUCUCAGCCCAGUCCCAUGGUGCUAUCAGGCGGAGCCCCCCUGAAGGGGCCUUACUCUGCUUUUCCGGGCAUGCAGCCUUCAGACAUGGUGAAGCCCCAGUCGGGCUCCCACUACCAGCCAAUGAACGGUAGCCAACCCCUGGUCUACGACGGGCAGAUGAACCAGGCCCCAGGCAUGGGCACAUCUCAGCUCCUGGACAGCCAGCUCAUCCAGGUGACCAUGCCCCUUCCCGGCUCCCAGCUGCGAUAUGGCUCUGCGCAGCAGCACCUAAUCCUGCCCCAGUCCAUCCAGCCGCUGCAGGGCCAGAACCUGCCUGUGGGUGCCCCCCGGAGAAUGCUGCCCCCUGGCUCACAGCCUCCCGUUAUGACAGGGAGUAGAGAGACCCCCCAGAUGGAGAUGAAAGGCUUUCAGUUUGCAGAGAAGCCGAACCAUUCGCAGGGCAUGUCGGGGGGGUCUUACAGGCCAGGUUCUGUCAGCCCCAGUGGAAAGCCCUCUGGUCCAGCGGCUGUGGCCCCUCUACCAGGACACUAUACUCAACAGGUUCCUCCCCCACAAGGCAACAUUGUCAUGCACAUGCGCCCCCCCACCACAAGCCCCUUCCCCACUCCCAUCCAGCGGCCAGUCAUGCAGGUCAACAAGGCCGUAGUCAUCCGCCCUCCCUCGUACCCCAGUCCUGGGCGUGAGCCGGCACCCUCUACCUCCCCUGCCACCUCUGACUCCUCCUCCAAGGGACCAGAGGAUGGUAUGAAGACCAAGGCCCAACGCGAUGUCCGCGCAGGCGUGGCGGAGGGAAAGGGCUCGUCGGGGGGGAUGCCAGGCAAGCUGCAGGAACCCUUGGCCGCCGGGGACAUGAAGCUGUCACGCACAGGAGCCAUCAAGCCCCAGUCUGUGAAGAUGGAUGGGAAAGUGUAGCUGGGCCACAACCGGGUCCCGCUGACUCGCCACAGUAGUCACACAGAGACCACUAGAGCCCCCACCAACACCCCCACCCACCCCCGCACAGCGUUCUUCAGGGGAUCCCAAGGGAGGAAGUGGCUCAUCCGUUUCCAAAAUCUCAAAGCCAGACACUAUUAUUGAACACAGCAUAUAAAUAUAUUAAGUAUAAGACACAGUAGUUUGGGAACACACUUUUAAAAGCAGACUUUUGAUUUUGACCUUUUUUAUUUAUUAUGUUCAUUUCAAGAAAAAAAAAUAAUGAUUAAGAUUUACAUUUCCAGCGUUGUGGGGAAAAUUCUGGAUGAGCAGACAUUUGGUUUCCUUGCCAAACUGUCCCCAGCCUCCGGACUACAGGUGCUGGACAUGGCUGAUGUCGAACGCUUACUGCAAGAAGCUCCUUUCUUUGUCUACUAUUGAACUCUGCACCAUUUUUUUUCAUUGUCGUUUUCUUCCGUUUCUGCUGGUUCUUGUGAAGUUUUAACCUUUUUUAAAAAAAAAAAAAAACGAAAAAAAUUCUGAACCAUGACUUACUUUAAAGACAUUUUAUUCAAUAAAAAAAACCUUGAAACCUUAACUUUUGGGGACAUCUAAUCUAUACGAGCACGGUUAGAAAAGCGAAUCCUGAUGGAUCAUGGGAAGACACCUCCAGUUUCUGUCGCCAGUGUAGUGCUGUUUGUGAGCUUACGGAGAUGUGCUUAGAUAACUGCAAGUGUGUUUGUUCCACAUAAGAUGCCUUUUGUCGCAUAAACAGGGAUGCAGUUUGACAUGGGUGGGAGGGGCGUGUGUGGAGAAAUACUGCAGUUUUUAUUUUUGCGGCUUCUUUGGGGUGGAUGCAGUGUUUUUUGCAUGUUCUGUAAAGGCCCCCGUUUUGUGGGUCCGUACCCUUGCGUUUCAUAUUUUGAGUGUAAAUGUGUAAAUCUGAGGUUGGAUGUUACCGCUCAGCACCGCCCAGUCAUGUGGCCCCGUUUUUGACAGCUGAUGUAAGGAACCUUUUUCUUAUUUUUCUUCUGCUGAUGACUAACUGUAUUACAGAUGUAUAUAAGUAUAUGUUAGGCAAUUUAUAUAUUUACCCCCUACACCCCCAAGUAUUUAGUGUGAGCCUCAAUAUUUAAAGGCUCAGUUUUACACUUUAUUUUUUUGGAUUCAAAAAUAGAAUAAAAAAAUCUACAGGAACCCUUCUCUGAAUCUGUUCAGCGUAACUAAUGUGCAGAUGUUUAGGGCAGUCAGCGGUCUUGGUGAUGGCAGCAAUAAAUUAAUCAUAAUUGGGAUGAAUGCAAUUUCUUUUGUUUUGGGGAGGGCACAGUUGCCGAAGUCUGGGCGUAUAAAAUUUGCUGGGCUUCAGUCGAUGCCGUCAGCUCUUGUUGGAGAUUUGAUGCUAAAUUGUUAGGUGCUGAUUUAGUUCAUAAUGGCAUAUGGUGUCUGUCUUGUUUUGAAUAUAUGGAAAUAUUCCCUUUUGCUGUCUUCUGUAAUGCUUUUAAAAUGUUACCGCUUAAGAUCACAUUACAAAACACUAGACAUGUUUAGACAUAUUUUAUAUUGGUGUUUCACUGAUUCACAUGCAUCUAUGUUAAGAUCCUAUGCUGGGGGUAGCCAGAGUGUAUACUUGGUUUAUAUUAUAUUUAAUAAAAAAUAAACAAGUAUAUAAAGAAUAUUUUACUACUUUCUCACAGGGUGUUUUACCUCCUCGCGUGAUGGAGAUGAAUGUGAUGCUCAUGCCCUCCCCCCCCCCCUUUGAUUGGUGGAUUUAUUUGUGAUUCUUUUUACCAGACAAUUGUUUCCACCCCAGAGAGAUGAUUGGUUUUCACCCCUCCCCCUUGCCUGAUUGGCUCCUAAAAAUAUGACCCUUUUACUAGUAUAUUUGUUUUUUGUUUUUGUCUACAGAGGUAUAUUUGAAAGGGCAAAUGAUGGACAUUGUACUGUGGAAGUUUGGGUUUUUAACGGUGUCCAUGUUAAGUUACCAGACUAGUUUGCUGUUUGCUCCAGAACUGGUCCUACAGUCUGGUAUCUUACCUGUUUAUCUUUUCAAAAUAUUUGUCCUUUUUUUAAGUUCCUUCCACAUGAAAGAACUUGUUGACAGGAAUUUUAAAAAUAAAGCAGAUUAUGCUUCUACAGUUAUAA
This is a messenger RNA of Brienomyrus brachyistius, 9050 nucleotides long. RefSeq names its product proline-rich coiled-coil 2B (gene prrc2b). Lineage: Eukaryota; Metazoa; Chordata; Actinopteri; Osteoglossiformes; Mormyridae. The record is from RefSeq and is a predicted model, not a curated record. The transcript is spliced from 31 exons. The coding region runs from base 252 to 6908 and encodes 2218 amino acids. Gene Ontology annotation, biological process: cell differentiation.